Molecule: messenger RNA, 11016 nt
Organism: Nematolebias whitei (Rio pearlfish)
Lineage: Eukaryota; Metazoa; Chordata; Actinopteri; Cyprinodontiformes; Rivulidae
Gene: spen
Product: spen family transcriptional repressor
Exons: 15
Coding region: 246-10823 (3525 amino acids)
Biological process (GO): regulation of transcription by RNA polymerase II
Cellular component (GO): nucleus
Molecular function (GO): mRNA binding
Source: RefSeq, a predicted model, not a curated record
GAGGAGGAGGCGCGCUCAUGAGGAGGUGCAGGCUCGCGCUUUAACAGUAGAGAGAGAGAGAGAGAGAAUCAAACAGCGUGCGGGGAUCCAGCCUAAUGGCUUACACUGGGUCACCAUGAGCAGUCAAUAAAUGAUUCGCGUCAAGCAUUCCGCCCUCUCCUCCUCGUGGACCUUUUGUUUUUCUGCACGCGGGGAAGCUGACACCGCAAACUCAUCUGUAUGAUCGGGCAGCAGGAGCACGCAGCAUGGUCCGGGAAACCAGACAUUUAUGGGUGGGAAAUUUACCCGAAAAUAUACGAGAGGAGAAAAUCAUCGAGCAUUUCAAGCGAUAUGGACGAGUGGAGAGCGUCAAGGUCCUGCCCAAGCGAGGUUCAGAAGGAGGAGUCGCAGCCUUUGUGGAUUUUGUGGACAUUAAAAGUGCUCAAAAGGCUCAUAAUGCUAUCAACAAGAUGGGGGACAGAGACCUGCGCACUGAUUACAAUGAACCAGGAACUAUUCCUAGUGCAGCCAGGGGUCUGGACGAUAGUCUGUCCUUAGGCUCUCGUGGCCGGGAUGUAUCAGGGUUCACAAGGGCGACUGGGGGGGCUGUGUAUGGGGCCCCCACGUCGCUUCACAGCAGAGAUGGACGCUAUGAACGCAGGCUAGACGGGAGUACUGAAAGUCGGGAUCGGACGUAUGAUCACAGUGCCUAUGGACAUCACGAGCGUCCUGGUAGCAGUUUCGACCGCCAGCGGCAUUAUGAAACGGAAUAUUAUCGUGAUGGAAGAGAGAGGACUCUAAGCAGCGCUGGAAGUGGGUCUGGUACCACCAGUGGAAGUGGUACAACCGUACCUUCAGGAGUCAGUGGAACUAUAGUUAGCGCUGUUUCUGGAAGCACCGGAGCUGGAGGAUCCGCAGGGGGAUCAACGGGAGGAAGUGGGGGAUCUACGUCCAGUGUGGUUGGAUUCUACCGCUCCCACAGCAGGAGCCCUUGUCGCUUUGAGACACCGGAGCCUCGCUAUGAGUCUCGUACCAGAGAACCGUUUACGCUGGCCAGUGUGGUUCAUAGGGACCUUUACCGAGAGGACAGGGGACGGCGUGGGGACAGGCCGUAUCGCCACAGUCGUAGUCGGUCUCCACACUCAACACAUUCACGAAAUCCCUCUCCUCAGAAGCUGGUGAGUCAGGCUACCUGUCCUCCACGGUCCCACAGUGGGUCAGGCUCCCGGAGCCGCUCCUCCAGUUCGGACUCGGUCAGCAGUACCAGCAGCAGUACAAGUGGCAGUGACUCAAGCAGUAGCUCAAGCGAUGACUCUCCAGCACGUUCAGUGCAGUCCGCUGCUGUUCCUGCACCGUCAGCUCUUGGUUUAUCCUCCUUUGACAAGGAUGAACAGCGUAAAAGUUUUGGCAUCAAGGUCAAAAAUCUUCCUGUGCGCUCGACAGAUACAAGCCUAAAGGAUGGUUUGUUUCAUGAAUUUAAGAAACAUGGAAAAGUUACAUCGGUACAAAUUCACGGAGCUUCAGAGGAGCGCUACGGGCUUGUCUUUUUCCGCCAAGAAGAAGACCAAGAAAAGGCGCUUGGAGCAUCAAAGGGGAAGCUUUUUUUUGGAAUGCAAAUCGAUGUCACCACCUGGAACGGUCCUGAGACGGGAAGUGAAAAUGAGUUUCGACCCUUGGAUGACAGGAUCGAUGAGUUUCACCCAAAAGCUACACGAACGUUAUUCAUAGGUAACUUGGAGAAGACCACUACUUAUCAUGAUUUGCUUAACAUCUUUCAACGCUUUGGAGAAAUUGUGGAUAUUGACAUAAAGAAGGUAAACGGAGCCCCACAGUAUGCUUUUCUGCAAUACUGUGACAUUUCCAGUGUCUGCAAGGCCAUAAAGAAGAUGGAUGGCGAGUAUCUUGGUAACAACAGACUAAAGCUGGGUUUUGGAAAGAGUAUGCCUACAACAUGUGUUUGGUUGGAUGGUCUAGUGUCAAGCACAACAGAGCAGUUUCUUACUCGCCGUUUUUGCCGCUAUGGACAUGUUGUCAAGGUUGUAUUUGACCGGAUGAAAGGAACUGCCCUUGUCCUUUAUAACAACAUUGAAUAUGCGCAAGCCGCAGUGAAAGACACAAAAGGAUGGAAAAUAAGGGGCAGUAAAAUUAAGGUGGACUUCGCAAAUCAGGAAAGUCAGAUGUCUUUUUAUCGCUCAAUGCAGGCAUCAGGACAAGAUAUACGAGACUUUUUCGACUUUCUUUCUGAAAGAAGAGAGGAUCGACGAACUCAAUAUGAAUUUCCAACAGAAAGACCAUAUUGUGAGAAUGUGCGAACACCUGGAACAUAUAAUGAAGAUCCAAGACGUAAAUACCCUGCAAGGAGUCGAGAGUUUUACGCUGACUGGGACCCAUAUCAAGGAGAUUACUAUGAUUCACAGUACUUUGAUGAACCUCGUGAAUAUCGGGAAUACAGAGCUGAUCCUUAUGAGCAGGACAUUCGCAAAUACAGCUAUCUGCAACGGGAACGUGAACGAGAAAGGGAACGCUUUGAAACAGAUCGUGGACGUGAUCACGGAAGGAGGACUGUUGAGCGUAGCCAGAGUCCUUCUCACGUUUCCACUCGUCGUCCCGUCAGUCCCACGGCAUCUCCCUCGCUUUCUGAGAGGGUACCAAGUGAUUCUGAUCGUCGCAUUUGUUGCCGGUCCUCUGAAAGAAGUGGGAGCUGCAGUUCAGUCUCUCCAUCCAGGCUUGAAAAACUGGAAAAGGCCCACUCUGAAAGAUAUAAUAAAACUGAAAAACUUGAGAAAGAUAGAAGUUUUGAAAUUGUAAAAGGAAAUCUGGUGGAAAAGGAUAAACGAGCUGGGCGAAAGGAUCGAGGGGACAAAGACAAAAGUGAGAAACAACGGCUUAAGAAGCUUAAAGUCACCUCACCUACACUCCAGACAUGUGAAACGGAGCCUGAACUUGAAAGAGAUAUUAGCCCGGAGUCUAUUCAUCGAAUUAAGACCAGUAAAAUUCUAAAGGACGUCUCCAGCAAAGGAAGGUUGGACCUUCUGCCUUGUGUGGUGCAGUUAACACGAGUUAAAGAAAAAGAAGGAAAAUUGCUUGGUCACGGUGUUCAAGAAAAACAAGUACAGAGAGCAGGGAGUAACAGUCCUAGACUGGCAUCACCUACAGCUGACCAGAGAAGUCCUCUCUUCCACUCUGAAUCAUCAAAAGCUGACAAGCAUGUGAAGGCACCCAGAGACAAAAAUAUGCACAGUCAAGUGGAAAUUAUUGAAAAAGACGUAAAAGUAAAAUCCAAAAAGCAUGCGAAAUCUGAAAUUGACUUUGACAAUACCGUUUCUGUGAAUGUUGACCGUUUAGCUGCAAGAAAAAGACGUUUUGAAGAAUCUGGGAGAACAGAUCGACAAAAGAGAGCGAAUGAAGAGGAGUCCGGCAGAUCUGGACUUUACAUGCUGUGGAACAAUACAAAGGAGACAGAUUCGGAAAAGAACCUUCUGAUACGAGGAUUACAUAAAAGACACCACAAAGACAAAUGUGUUCGCAUAAUUUCUGUUAAUAAUCCUAAAGAUGACGGACACUCGGAAAACAAUUCUGUAGGCCUUCCUCUAGAGGAGCAAUGUCAUCUUGAACAUUCCACAACACAGAUGGACUCUCCUUUUUAUAAAAUGGAGCUGGACGGCUCAAAAAGUGCAAACGACUUAAAUCUUACAAAGACAUCAGAUACCAGCAGGCUUGAUACGGAUGAACUGAAAGAACAAAAACAAGUUUUGUCUGAAAAUGUACAUGUGAGAGCCAAGUGCAGAGAUCCUGAUGGAGAUGAACAUUUUGUUGGAACUGACCAGACUAAUAUUUGUACUAAAACUGAACAGAGUCGAUGGCUCCGGUCCAAGCUUGCUGAUCGUGAUAAAUUAGUCAAAUCCACAAGCAUUGGUGCCGCUGAUUUAGAAAAGGAAUAUAUUGUGCAUGAUAUUGGAAAAUCAAUUCACGAUGUAGUCAGUGAUAACUUCUCUUCUAGUAAACGGAAAAAAAUGGAGAGUUUUGACUUUGACAUACACAGAGUAAAACAAGAAGGUGACUUUGCAAGUGCCCAAAAGAUGAAUGAAAACAUCUACAAUAUACCAUCUACCAUAGGAGCUGGUCAGUUUUCUGAAAAUGAGGAUGAUGACACAGUUCGGAUUUCUUCAUCAGUCUUAAAGAAAGAAAGAAAAUUCUCUCCAGCAAUGGAAGAAAAGUUUUCACCCACAGAAUCGUUAAAAAAUAGUUUGGGCAUUACAUCCAAACAUUUUCAGUCUUGUAAUAGUAAACUUCCUAAGCUUAAAGCGUCCUUGCUUAGAUUUGAUGAUGAGUUAAUGCAACACUGGGAAAGACGGAUAAAGUCUGGCUCUCCUAGAAUGGAAAUCAAUUUUUCAAGUGGUAUUUCAAGACGUGAAAGAAUUCGUAAACACCUUAGCCAGGAUUUGGAACCUGGAGAGGUGCAGUCUGAUUCAGAUGAUGAUGGAGAAACCAAACACACCUCUCCCAAGUCAAGUAGUUCCUUGUCUUUUAUCCUCAGGGAUAGGGAUGAGAGGAUGGCAGACUUCAAGCUUUCAAGCUCCUUGGAGAAAAAUAAGUUUUACUCAUUCGCUUUAGACAAAACAAUAACUCCUGAUACAAAAGCACUCCUUGAAAGAGCUAAGACUUUGUAUUCCUCACGGGAAGAUAAUUGGUCUUUUCUUCCCUCACGCUUUCCAGUCUCCCACAGUUGUUCAGGCAAGGACAAAGCAGAGCUAGCACCCCGACCUAUUCCUUCUUGGUAUUUGAAAAAGAAAAAGAUCCGUACUGACUCUGUUGAAAAGUUGCACGAUAAAAAGGAAGAACUCAAGUCGCAGGAGCAAGAACGCCAGGAAUUAUUUGCCUCUCGUUUUUUGCACAGCUCAAUCUUUGAACAGGAUUCAAGGCGACUGCAGCGUCUUGAGCAAAAAGACCAAGAUUUAGAAACUGAAAGUAACAGGCCUUUUACUAAAUCAAGUGCUACUGAUGCACAUUCUGAAUCUGGAGGAACUGACUUUCCGCAAGAAACCACAGUGCUUUUUCAUAGUCGGUUUUUGGAGUUUCAACAACAAAAAGACAAGGACCACACCCCAACUGAGGCAGAGAAUGAUCCAGUGGUGGUGGAAAUUAAAAAAGCUGAAAUUAUAAACUGUGAUAAUGCGUUGUCUGAUAAGGAGCCAGAGCCAAUGUUAAAGGGUAAUGACAAAUCUGCCAGCCCUCCAUCACCAGUUUUAUCAUUUACUCCUUCCUCCAAAGAAAUAUCUUUACCAGAAAAGAAGGAAGUUUUAACCCCAUCCCCAAAUCAGUCUGUGUCGUUUGUCAAAGAUGAAAAAGUAGAGCCCAUUGUUGAAAUUUCCGCAUCCCAUUCUCUUCCUAUAGAAGAUUUCAAACCAGCUGCCCCUAAAGUAACCGUAACCCCUACACCUACAGUUUCAGAAGCAGAAAUUAAAACUGAAAUCAAAGCAGAGGUAAUUGAGCCCCAAACCAAAUUCGAUGAUAGUUUAACAGCGGAAGAACAUACUCUUGUUGUGGAAGAUCAGCUUCCCACUUCUUGUGGUUCCGUAAGUGGCUUUAAAAAAGAGACAGUCAAAUUAGCUGACGCUGAUUGUUCAAAAGUUGAAGAAAAGUCUGACGUGUCUGAAGUGAUAACGACAGAUCCUAGAGUUGAAAAUCAGGAAAUUGAACUUUCUGAGGAACCACAGAAAACGGAAACGGAUAGUGAGCCAUGUAUGCCAGAACUAGAGGCUGAAGUAAAACCACUGCCCACCCGAAGGCAGCCGAAGGGCAGGAGGGCAAAACCCCUGUCUGUACUGCGUACUGCGCAACCAGCUCGCAGUGUCAGUACCAAAAAACCUGCAACACGAAAGAGUGAACGAAUUGACAAGGAAAAACUCAAAAAGACAUCGUCUCUUCAGGAAGAGGCACCUAAACUAAUGCUUGAGUCUAAAACCACAUCUAAGUCUCCAAUACAUGCAUCAGAUUCAGAACAAAACCUUGAGUCAAGUUUAAUUCAUGGAAGAACACGUCGCAGGAAUGUGAGGUCAGUCUAUGCCACUCUACACGAAGAUGAACAAGCUGGAAAAGAAACGGCAGAGUCAUCUCGCUGCACGCGAAAACGGGGUGCUGAUAAAGACCAAAUACAUCAAGAUGUUCAAAUUUCUACUAGUGCCAGGCGAGGGCGCCCCCCUAAAAGACGGGUUAAACGAGUUGAAGAUAUAGAUCAAAAGAAAAUAACUGAAGUGGAUACAGAGGUUAAAGAAUCGUCAAGCAUUGUCGAAGUUGUGAAAGCCUCUGAGGGAUGGCGUUCACCCCGUACACAAAAACUCCAGCAAACACCUUUGACUUCCUCUACUCCAAUAAACAAAAAAGGAAGUAGAAUGAAUAAGUUGUCUAGAAGCAAAUUAACGUUAGCCAAUCAACCUGAUUUAACAAAUAAUGACGAGUCAGACCUUAAGCCUAAAGCCAGCUCUGAACCACCUGGUAAAUCAUUAGAUACAUCAGAAAAUGCAAGCUCAGGAGUACCCAGAACAGAAAAAGAUUCAGACGAAAACAUAUCUGUGGAUGCUAAUAUUGAAAAUAAAAAGCCAAACUCUUCUGAGAAGCAACAACUGAAUGCAAAAAGUAUUAAAGUUAAAUCACCACGGCUGAAACGGAAUACUAAGCAAGUCACGGAAGACAAAUCCCACAGUUUAAAAAAUCUAGAAAUUCGAGUUAGCGUUGAUGAUGUGAAGGGUUUACUCUGUUCUGAAGAUGUUGAGUCUGAGAGUUUUGAAGUUAAUACUAUUACCAAAACAAAGAUAGCAGUACAAGAGAAUGAGGAAACACCGAUGACAGACUUUCAAAAAGAUAAUAAAGAGCUUAGUUCAAUGGAAAACGAAGACACAUUGUCAGAAUCUGAACUUCCUGCUCAUCCAACGGCUGUACUUUUAGCACGACAGAUGGAACUAGAGCAGGCAGUUGAAAAUAUCGCCAAACUUACAGCUGACCAACCUCCCCGACCUUAUAAAGAACCACCUACUGGUCAACCUACUGCAUUGCCCCCUGUCAUUGUAGAACCAGAAGGUGAGGUUGAGGAGGAAAAGCGAGCUAAUCCUGCAAGUGAAACUGAACUUGCAGCUGCUAUUGAUUCUAUUACAGCUGAAGAAAUCUGUGGGGAUGCAGAUGGAUUCACAGCUCCUCCUACUUACACUGCCCUUGUUCCUACUCCUGAAUCUGUUAUCUCUUCCUCUUCAAAUGAUAUUAUGGAACCUGAAACACAUAUGGUGAUCAAUAAUAUUAUUGCAGGAAAUUUAGAUGAUGACUCUCAAACUAGUCCAAAAAGGUCAAUGACAGAAUCUAAAGCAGCUGAUGAUACUAUUCCACUUGUUGCACCUAAGAAAAUCAUCAAAGUUACAGCCAAAACCCCAAAGAAGUCAAGAAAUCGUAAAGGUGCCACUAAUAAAAAAGCAAAUACGGACGAGGAGCCCUCUCAAUCUGAGCCCUCUUCAGUAAAAUUUCCAGAGUCAAUCCCAGACGAUCCGGAAACCACAGAUUCAAAAGCAGCUACUGUUAUAGCUGGAGUAAGUGCGGUAACUUCUGUUGUUACUGCUGUUGCAACUUGUAGACGUGAUGUUACAAGUGCUAUAACUGUAGACAACCCCAAAGAGGCAGAACAGCCUGAGGUUGAACAGCCUGUACCCAAAGAAUCUGCUUUUCAUUCUAGAUCAAACAACAACUCUAUGUCUAAAAAGCAUCCACAAGCAGCAGAGCCAAGAACUCCUACCAUCAUCCCUGCUCACCCAUCACCAGUUUCCCAAAUCAGUGUACCCCUCCUCCGACCUGCCAAAAUGGCACUGUCGUCUGACUGGCCUCAGCGAACUGAAGAAAGCAGGAUCUAUGUUAAUCCUUCAUGUCAUAUCACAGUGGUAACUUCCACCCUAACUACAUCAUCUACUCUUGGAACUUCUUCAGCAAAUCCCCCAAUGCCUCCUGACACCAAGGCUUCUGAUAUUGACCCCAGUUCUAGUACCUUGAGAAAAAUUUUAAUGGAGCCCAAAUAUGUGUCUGCAUCAAACAGCAAUUCUAUACCUAGCACUAUAGUCACAUCUGCCCUGUCAGAUCUUCCACGAACAUCAGAGAAUGAUAAUCCUGCUGAUACUUGUGGUUCAAGACGGUUGCUUCCUGAACAGCGCCCACCAUUACCACUCCAACCUAUGCACCAUAAACCAUCUCCACUAACAGAAUCCCAACAAAACUGUGGAGAUAAAAUACAGCAUGCAGUUAUUUCUCCUACUACCUCAGUAAUAAGUAGAAUUCCAAUGCCUUAUGAUACAGAAGAAACUCCAAGAAUUUCUCUAAGCAACCGAUGCAUUGGCCCACCCAUUUCAAAGCAGAAGUUUAGAUCAAACUACAAUGAGAACAGCCGCUGCCAUGGCGUGGAUCUAGUAGAAGAUGUUACCAGGGGGCGCUCAGUUCUUGAACCCACUCCUUACCAUUCAGGUUCUAGUCCUGGCCUAAGGGUUAAUACGUCAGAGGGUGUUGUUGUUCUGAGUUAUUCUGGUCAGAAAACUGAAGGACCGCACAGAAUGAGAGCCAAAAUUAGUCAGAUUCCUCAAGCAAGUGCUGGUGAUAUAGAGUUUCAGCAGUCUGUGCCCAAAUCUCAGAUUAAACAAGAGCCACUCUACUCAUCAUCCCAGUCACCUACUCCAAAAGUUGUUCCAAGUCCUACUGGUUAUGGGCACACAGGUGUUCUUUUGACCAGUCAGUCCUAUAGUUCUCAGCCGGUAAUUUCAAGUCUUACACAAGAAGGUCUUGGAUGUGAUAAGUCUGAAGCUCCCUAUCAUACAUCAUCUCAGAGUGUGGUAAAGAUGUUCCAGCCACCAGUUAGUUCCCCUCAAGUUUUGAUGUAUAAUCAGGCUGUGAUUCAACAACACAGCAGGAGAGGACUAGUGACAGACCUGUUGCCAAAAAAGAUGGACAUUGGCAAACCUGUACAGCAGUCUAACCUAAGUCCAGUUAUGAGUCCACACCACCCAUCAAUAUCGGGAACCCGCAUGAGUCCUAGUCCUGGCAUCACCAACGAUCGGUCAACUCUACACCUCAAGCAGGAACCCCAGUCCUCACGAAUAGCUGGCCAUUCUUCUUUACCUUUUGUCAAAGCCUGUCCACAAAGCAGCUCUCCCAUUGGAACUUCUGUUGUUCUUAGUCAUGGUAUUCCUUCAAUGUCUACAUACCAUUCUAACAUGCAUCACCCACACUCAGAACAGUCCUCUGUCAUAAUUCAACCUCACAGUGUCACUCAGUCAAUGGCUCACAAAGCCAGAAUGAAUAACUCACCUAUAACUGGAUUAAAUUAUGGAAGGAGAGGGGACUCCUUGUCUUCUCCACAUCAAGGGCCUGCAAAGUGCACAAACACACCACAGCACAAUGUCAUUCGAGAUAUUGUAUUACAGUCUCAUUCGAGUCCAAAAGCAUCAAUAUCAGGUGGUGGUAGCAACAGUGUAAGUGAAGAAGAACCCAAGCACUUUAAUCAUUCUCUUGGAAGACCUUCAGUUACCCAUCUCCAGGCAGAUAUAAGGAUGGUUCACAGUGAUCCCAGAGGGCUUCAUCCAAACAUACGUAUGGAUCAGUACAGAGACAUGCACCAGCGCAUACUCAUGCACCAGCAACUAGGGGAGCAGGCCUCUUUGGAAGCAAGACGCAACUCAGAGUCUCAAGCAACAUCUUCAAGCAACAUUUCUUUACCUGCAAAAAGUUCUUUACUGGGAAAAAAUGUUGAGCAUUCAGCAAACGAGUCUCUAAAACCACUUGAGGGAAAGGUAGUGCAUCCAAGCUCAGGUGAAAGUAGAAUCAAAGGAGUCUCUGCAUCGAGUCCCAUUAUGAGGUCUUCUCACCCUCAUGGGAUUCAGCUCAUGCAUCCAGGAGGAGCAGGCUCUUUCCCGGUGUAUCGAGACAUGAGGGGUUUCUCGUCACAGUUUCCAGGACACAACUUGGGUAACCCAGGCAUUGCUUCUCUACAGGUCCAAUCGGAGCAGGAAGUGAGUAACAGAGGUAAAAUACCUCUAUCACAUGGUGGAGGAAGUGACUCCACACCAGAAAGCUCUCACCUUCGUCUUGCUACCUCUUCAGAGCCCUCCCACAUUUCCCGAAUAUCAGGAGAAACAAUUUCACCUUCAUACCAGUCUCCCUUGAUGUCCCCUAUGGGUCUCACUCACAAGCCAGAAAUGUCUCUGCAGAAAGCCUCUCCAGCUUUCCACCUUACUCCUCCGCCAACAGCUUCCCCAUCGAGUUCACAACAACCACGGCAUGAUACAAAGCUGGACCAUUCGGGACAUCGGCCUAUUGACAUGGUGCAGCUAUUGACGAAAUAUCCUAUAGUGUGGCAAGGGCUCCUGGCACUGAAAAACGACCAGGCUGCUGUCCAGUUGCACUUUGUGUCUGGCAACACCUUGUUUGCCCAGCGCUGCUUGCCGCCCCCAGAGGGAGGUUCUCUUCUCCGUAUUGUUCAGAGGAUGAGGCUUGAGGCUUCGCAGUUGGACAGUGUAGCACGCAGAAUGACUAUGGAGAAUGAGUACUGUUUGCUACUGGCCCUACCCUGUGGUCGAGACCAAGAAGAUGUCCUUGGUCAAACCCAAGCCUUGAAAAGUGGCUUCAUCACCUACCUGCAAGCCAAGCAGGCAGCUGGCAUCAUCAACGUGCCCAACCCUGGCUCUAAUCAGCCAGCUUACGUGGUGCAAAUAUUCCCACCGUGUGAAUUCUCGGAGAGCCAUCUAUCUCGCCUGGCCCCGGAUCUUCUCAACAGCAUUUCCAGCAUUUCCCCUCACCUCAUGAUUGUUAUUGGCCCUGUUUGAUUACCUCUAUUUUUGUCCUAAACAAAGCCAACACCAGCCCUUUUUUGGACUUUUACCAGUUCGGAAACUGGAAUUGCCUCGUUUUUAAGAGUUUUAUUUAUAAAAAACAAAAAAAAAACAAAAAAACAUUUAUGUUGGACUCACAUUUUCUCUUUCACUUCACCAAGUCCUUAAAUUAUCCAGUGAUGAUGAA